Brienomyrus brachyistius is the source of this 1580-nucleotide messenger RNA. Its product is annotated as protein YIPF1-like. Lineage: Eukaryota; Metazoa; Chordata; Actinopteri; Osteoglossiformes; Mormyridae. Gene Ontology annotation, molecular function: small GTPase binding. Gene Ontology annotation, cellular component: membrane; Golgi apparatus. The record is from RefSeq and is a predicted model, not a curated record. Gene Ontology annotation, biological process: vesicle-mediated transport.
AUCGUGGACAGCGGGUGGGAUCACGGCAACAGAGCAUUAAAUACAAGGCAGGAGAGAAAAAUGACGCAAAGGAGCAUUACAGACACAAGCUCGAGAUGGGGAUCUUUGAGAUGUCAUGGCUGCAGACCAAUAAAAAGGGACAUAUUAAGGAGAAGACAAUUACACUCCAAAUUAUUCUGAAGCAUCAUUCACAAUUUAUCUGGGCGCUUCCUCGGACACUCGCGUCCUUCAGCUUUAUAGCUGUGCGAAACGGAAUCCGCAGUUUGCGAACUUCAGCCGGCGAAUAAGACGACAGACGGAUCGGAAGCUGCGAAUCAGUGAAAUUAAGCGUCAUCAAACAAUCGUCAGUCCUCUCGGAGGAAGACCCUUGUCCAACGAGCCGAUGGCGACUCCAGAUGCAUUGAAAUUCAAAGAGUAUGAAGAAACUUCAGAGUUUCUGUUUAAUGCCUCCAGUGUCAGUACAGACAGUAAAGUGAGCAGAGGGUCAGUACUGGUACCAGUAGAGGGAUCUGUCAAGUUGGACCUGUCGGAGGACGAAGAGGAGGAAGACCAAGAAGAGAAAUGGGAGCUAUUAGGAGGACAGAGAGAAUCCAGUAGCUUCUGGACAUUUGAGUACUAUCAGUCCUUCUUCAAUGUUGACACAUUACAGGUGCUUGACAGGGUCAGAGGGUCACUCUUGCCUUUACCUGGACGAAACAUUGUUAAGCAUCAUCUCCGUAGCAACCCUGAUUUGUAUGGACCAUUCUGGAUAUGUGUCACUCUGGUGUUCUCCAUGACCAUCAGUGGGAACAUCUCCGCGUUCCUCAGCCAGAUGGGUGAUCCUAAGUACCAGUACAGGCCGCACUUCCACCGGGUAUCUGUAGCGGCUGUGACAGUCUUCUCGUACGCUUGGCUGGUGCCUUUGGGAUUAUGGGGCUUCCUGACUCUGAGGCAGGGGGCGGAUAGGCGAACUGGGGGCUACUCUUUCCUGGAGACAGUGUGCGUCUAUGGCUACACUCUCUUCCUGUACAUCCCAACCACGAUGUUGUGGACCAUCCCCUUGGAAUGGCUUUCUUGGCUGCUAAUCCUGGUCACCACGGCGAUCUCUGGAUCGGUGCUGGUCAGCACCUUUUGGCCCAUGGUCCGUGAAGACAGCAGGACUGUUGCCAUCACUACCUUAGUGACAGUUUUGCUGCUGCAUGCCUUUUUCACCAUUGGAUGUAAGCUUUACUUCUUUCAGACAGCAGUACGCACAGGAAGUCCCUCCUCCCCAUUGCUCCACUCUUCCUCUAACAUAACGGGGGCACUGACCCAGUGCGUCCAAGGAGAGCUGACCGGGAGGGUAGAGUGCUUGGAGCAGACAGGGAUCAUUUACAACUUCAUGCUACAGUAAUUCUACGCAUCUGUGAUGUAUAACAUAUGUGAUGUUCUUGUUGGACGGGGUUAAAUGAAGGUCGCCUUUCUAAGUAUCGAGUAAGAAUGUGGCAGUAGAUGAAUGAGAUCGGGAACUGAACCCAUAUCCAUAGUUAUACCAAAGCUUUUUUUCUUGCUGUUCCCUUAACUUUAAUGCGACAUGUAUUAAAAUCAGAGUUUGUGAAUGA